AAAUCGGUAUGUUUCAAAAACUUUCAGAAAUGAUCGGUUGAAAAACAGAAAGAGAAGUUAGUUCAAAUCAGUUAUAAGUGAAGUUGGGCAGGUGCAAGUUACGCGGAAUGAACCCUUUACACGUCUUCUGCACGUCGUCUGCUCGGCGCUGCUCGGGCUGUGCUGUUAUUGCGUCAACAAUAACUGCGAUAUAACAAAAUGAUAAGUGUUAGGGAAAUGUCAUUCUGAUUCAUCCAUAUAAAAAAAAACCUUCAUAAAAAGUUUUGGUCAGUCUUAUUUUGCACUGUGUGACUAGACCUUACUUUCGCCCACUUAGACAAAAUCAUAGGUCUAACCAAAAAAUUCCUUCAGAUCGGAGGUUUGUGGUGUUCUUCUCAUGGCUAAUGCUACUAGUGAUGGUCGCAAUCCACCUGACACCAAUAUAUUAGACUUACCAGAAGAAGUUUCAAUUUUUAUAUUUUCAUUUUUAUCAGCAUCAGAGUUAGGUGACAGUAUUGCUAAAGUAUGUACAUUAUGGAGAGAGUACUCACAAGCGUACCAGCUCUGGAGACAAUUGGAUUACGUUGUGGAUGGUGUGUUAAGCAAAAGAGAGCAAAUAUCAGUUUUUCAGACUGCGUCAGCAUUUCGAAGGUUGACUUUAAAGGACAGUACAAGUUUAGAAUGUCUUUUGCCCUUACUCUUCUGCAACUGCUCGAGUAUUCAAGAAUUGGCCAUAUGUGGUGAGGAAAUGGAUCCUGAAGUUCUGAGAAGCCUAGCUAAAGAAUACAAAGGUUCCAUAAUAUCACUCACUCUUGAGGGAAUGGAACUCAACAAUAGCUGGUACUCAGCAAUAUCAGAUUUAGCAAAAGGUUUGAACUCACUGACUUUAAAAGCUGAUUGUUGCGUGUGGGCAAUGGGACUCUUGUCAGUUGAAUGCACCGCCCUCACUUCACUAAAGUUAACCAGUUGCCGUCAAACUGAGGAUCACAGACGCCAGGUGCAAGGAGUAAAACGAAUGCUGCGCUUACUGCCAGAUGGCUUACAGAUAUUACAGCUAGGUGCUCACAUUUCUCCCAACACAGAUAUAUUACAGGCAAUUGGGGAAAAGCGAAGGAUUGAAAAUUUAGUUCUUGAGGACUGCUGUGAAAUUUUGGAUAAGGAUUUGCUCAACCUCCUGAGCUUAGGUCAAUUGCAGAGCCUGCAAUUGUGGCGGGCCCAUAGAGUGUCUUCAGAAGGGCUGAUAAAUUUCAUUAGUUUCUCAAGAUUUUUAUCUUUACGACAUCUUGACUUGUUUGAUUGCCCAAAUCUUAAUGAUGAUGUCUUGCAGGAAAUAACUAUUAAAUGUCGCCAUUUACAAACUUUGGACAUCAGCAGCUGCCAUUUAUUAACAGAUAAUGGAAUUGCAAGUGUUUUCCAAUUUUGCUCCGACCUCCAGACUUUAAGGAUGAGCCAUCUUCCACAGCCCACAGGGCAUGGAUACCUCUUUGAACUACCACAACUUUUGCCAAAAUUGGUUUACCUGGACGCGUACAACUGUUGCAAUAUAUCCUGUGAUGUUCUCGAAGGCCUAGAAACCAACAAAUUAAUUGUCAUGUAUGGAAGACGUGGUAGGAGACGAUAAGCAUCUGUAGAAAGAAAGGUGAUCCUUUCCACCAAAUAGUUCUUUAAUAAACCAAUCUUAAGAACCUA
This is a messenger RNA of Frankliniella occidentalis (western flower thrips), 1668 nucleotides long. RefSeq lists its product as uncharacterized. Gene Ontology annotation, biological process: SCF-dependent proteasomal ubiquitin-dependent protein catabolic process. Gene Ontology annotation, molecular function: protein binding. Lineage: Eukaryota; Metazoa; Arthropoda; Insecta; Thysanoptera; Thripidae. The record is from RefSeq and is a predicted model, not a curated record. Gene Ontology annotation, cellular component: SCF ubiquitin ligase complex. The transcript has 7 exons. The coding region runs from base 377 to 1600 and encodes 407 amino acids.